Messenger RNA from Archocentrus centrarchus (flier cichlid), 4445 nucleotides. It is a transcript of the gene map4k2, whose product is annotated as mitogen-activated protein kinase kinase kinase kinase 2. Lineage: Eukaryota; Metazoa; Chordata; Actinopteri; Cichliformes; Cichlidae. The transcript is spliced from 32 exons. The coding region runs from base 1 to 2613 and encodes 870 amino acids. The record is from RefSeq and is a predicted model, not a curated record. Gene Ontology annotation, molecular function: ATP binding; MAP kinase kinase kinase kinase activity. Gene Ontology annotation, cellular component: cytoplasm. Gene Ontology annotation, biological process: intracellular signal transduction; protein phosphorylation.
AUGCCAGCUGUGAGAAAGCACCUCACCCAGGCGUUCAAAACCACUGCAGCGCUCUGCCGCAGCAUCGGCAUGCAUGUGACGCAUGUUACACAAGCUCGUAACAUCAGGACUUCUGAACUGGCAGCUAUCAAGAUUGUCAAGCUCGACUCAGGUGAUGACAUCACCCCCAUCCAGCAGGAGAUUACGAUGAUGAAGGAGUGCAAGCACAAAAACAUUGUGGCUUACUUCGGCAGCUACCACAGAAACACCAAGCUGUGGAUCUGCAUGGAGUACUGCGGCGGAGGCUCCCUGCAGGAUAUUUACCACGUGACGGGCCCCUUAAAGGAGAAACAGAUCGCGUUCGUGUGCAGGGAAACCCUCCAGGGGUUGUAUCACUUGCACGAAACUGGUAAAAUGCAUCGGGACAUAAAGGGAGCCAACAUCCUUUUGACAGAGCGUGGAGACGUGAAGCUGGCUGAUUUUGGAAUCGCAGCAGAGAUCAGCGCCUCGGUGGCCAAGAGGAAGUCAUUUAUUGGAACCCCGUAUUGGAUGGCUCCAGAGGUGGCUGCAGUGGAGAAGAAGGGCGGCUAUAACCACCUGUGUGAUAUCUGGGCUGUCGGCAUCACUGCCAUUGAGCUGGCAGAGUUGCAGCCGCCCAUGUUCGACCUGCACCCGAUGAGAGCGCUGAUGCUGAUGUCCAAGAGCAGCUUUCAGCCUCCAAAACUAAAGGAUAAAACCAAGUGGUCUGCAAGCUUCCAAAGCUUCGUGAAGAUGUCUCUCAUUAAAAGCCCUCGUAAACGGCCCUCAGCUGAGACGCUGCUGCAGCACCCGUUUGUGACGCAGCUGCUGACACGUAACCUCAUCAUUGAGCUGCUGGACAUGGCCAACAACCCUGAGCUCCACGCCCCCCACGCAAACACUAUGGACGACAUCGAGCUGGAGAUCGGGGAAAUGGCUCCUGAUAAGAUUCAAGCAGCAGGGAAACGCCAGGCUGUAGAGAGGACGCUGUCUGAAGAGCAAUUUGAUCAGAUGAAGUUUGGGCCCCCGCUGAGGAAAGUCACAGAGCCGUAUCCUGACUUGCAGGGCUGCUAUGAUGACUGGAGUCUGUCUGGAGAUGAAGGAAACUCACCGAGCCUGUUGGAAUGUGUGGAGCAAGCUCUGCAGCUGAGGAGUUUAACCAUCAAGAGAGUGCCAUCUACUGAUGGAGGCAGAAAGAGUGCUUUGUUCAGUCCUUCUACAGCCUCCCUGCCGGCCUUCAGCUUUUUGAGUCCCAGCGCAGAGGACAAAGACGCGACGCUGAGACCGAGCUGUACGCUGGGCCCAGACACCGCUGUCACAGCUGACUCCACCUCCACCACAGCCUUGGCCAGGUACUCAGCCACCCAGGACAUCAGACAGGGCUGCAGUGAGCGGUGUCUGCCUGCAGAGGGCGCUGUGACAGCAGAGACGGUUGCUGCCUCCUCGCCCAAAAGAGAGACCCCACUGUCACCAGAGUGGAGCACGCUGAGGAGAAAGACCAAGGAUGAUAGUGCUGACUGUCAUGGACUUCCUCCCACCCCUCAAGUCCAUAUGGGAGCCUGCUUCUCUAAAGUCUUCAACGGUUGUCCUCUGAAAAUCUACUGUGCUGUCACCUGGAUUUUUCCCAAAACCAGAGAUCAGUAUCUUAUUCUUGGGGCAGAAGAAGGCAUCUAUACACUGAACCUGAAUGAACUUCAUGAAGAUACACUAGAAAAGCUCCUCCCUCAGAGAUGCACGUGGCUGUACGUUAUGAACAAUGUGCUGAUGUCUGUAUCAGGGAAGUCGUCCCAGCUGUACUCGCACAGCCUGCCAGCCCUGUUUGAACAGAAAGGACAUGUGCAGAAGAAACACAGCAGUCUGUCACUCGGCACCAACCGCUUCACCGAGCGGAUCAGCCUCAGAAAGUUUGCCAUAUCUGUGAAGAUUCCUGACACUAAAGGCUGUAGGAGAUGCAGUGUUGCUCGAAACCCGUACACAGACAGCACGUUUCUGUGUGGGGCGGUCCCGUCCGGCCUGGUUUUACUCCUGUGGUAUGAGCCUCUGCAGAAGUUCAUGCAUCUAAAGCACAUAGCGAUCAGGCUUCCAGACUCUCUGCCCGUAUUUGAGCUGUUGGUGUUGGUAACAGAUGAGUUUCCUCAGCUGUGUGUUGGCGUGAGAAACUGCAGUGACCACGAAGCGCCGACCGGCCAGCAGCUCCAGUUUGAUAUCGUAGAGCUGAACGGCGCUCCCGUUUCAGCACCAGCAGACAGCGGAGGACUCAGAGCCGUGCAGGUAACCCAGAUGGACCGAGACACUGUUCUCAUCACCGUGGAAAGAACUGUGAAGAUCGUGAACCUGCAGGGGCUUCCAUCCAGAGAGCUGGCUGCAGAAAUGGUCUUCGACUUCCCCAUUGAGACACUAGUCUGCUUACAGGACAGUGUGCUGGCUUUCUGGAAGCAUGGCCUCAAAGGGAGGAGCUUUCACUCGGAUGAGGUAACACAGGAAAUCACAGACAAGAGCCGCGUGUUCAGAGUGUUGGGAACAAACAGAGACAUCAUCCUUCAGAGCACCCCCACUGAUGACCCGUCAGCACUGAGCAACCUGUACAUCCUGACAGGGCAUGAAAGCAGCUACUGAGAGAGGACACGGGUCGGCUCGUCUGCAGUUACAGUCUGUUUCACUGAGGCAGGUCGUUUCCAUGCUGGGAAGGUCAGGAUGGGAUUCUGCUGACUGUCCAAACUUCAACUGUACAAAACACUCCUGUACACAAAGCCCCCGUCGAGGUGCUCAGCAGGGGUGCCGUCAAAGGUUUCAAGCUUUUCUUGUGUAUUCAGCUUACCUGCUAAAAUCAAACUGUCCUGCUGAUGCUAAUGGAGACACCACACAUCUGCUCUGUCAGCGUGGACUGCAGGAGAACAGGAACACGGCCUCUGUGACAUCAUUUUGAAGCUUUGAGUCGGGUUUUCUUCUUGCCGUCGCCGCAUUUGCUCACUAAUGAUGGGACCGAGGGGAACAAACUGACACACAUCACAGAAAAUGAGCUUUUGUUGAGUCCGAGUGUGUUCUCUUUUUGUUUUAGGGGCUUUUAUGGUAGCUGCAGUGACCUUUGGUCUCGCAUUUAGAUUUAGCUCAACAUUCAGUCGUAUGGUGUAAAGACAUUUUCUGUCUGCAUGCUUCACAUGCACAAUAUGGACAAAAAGUACUGUGCCACAUUAUACCCACAGGAGGCGCUCUGCUGUGCUUCCUGCACACUUCCACUUCCAUGGGGGGAAGAAAGAUCAGAGAUAGUUGCAGCAGUGGCACCAGGCUCGAAUUCAGCGGGCUCCUCGGAGUGACCCCUUAUUUCUCAGGUGUCUGUAAAGGCAUGGCUAGGUGCUGGAUUUUACACACAUGUGGCAGUGGGGCUGAAAACAGCUGAAUUUGUAAAUUAAGAGGUGUGGCCCAGUUCUUUCUCCAUAUAGUGCAGAACAGGAUGGAUGGUUCACACCACUCUGGCCAUCUUUUUCUUUGUUACCCUGAUAUAUUUGGAGCAGAGGUCAGAGGUGAGGAGCUGUUAGCUAACACUUGCUUUGGAGAACUAGAAUUAGAAACAUUAAAUCCAUAAUUCACAGUAAUGUGAACUGGGGGUUGCCUGGGAUACAUAGUUUGGUGAGUCUUCAGGUGCAAUGGGCUGUGAGGUGGGGGUUACUAUAAUGACUCAUAUGAGUCAUUAAACACAGUGAGGAAAGAUGUUACUGAUGGAUGCUCCCGCUGUAGAGCGGAGCGCUCUCAAUGUAACCACUGAAUAACCACCUCUGCACAACAGACGGCUGACCCCAACACUGCCAUGUCUGAAACAUGGGAGUCAGCUCUCCCCACACUCAUGUGGCGGCUCUCUCUCAACCUCAGAUGAAUUUGCUCUGUUGAAAACCUCCCACCACACUAGGACAUAAAACAAGUGGGAAAACACAUGGGAACAAACUGGCAGUAAGGAAACCUUGUGCUUGGAAGUGUACAGUAAGGACAGCAGCUGGAUUCCACACGUGAUGUAACGUUGUGUUCGCAGCUGAUAGGCUGGCUGUUCAGAUAACACCAAAAUCUUUAAAGAACAAAACUGUGAAGAAAUAGCGCGUGCUAACACGUAGAUCCUUAACAUGAGCGUAUUCCAGCUUCCAGCAUCAUUCCUGACGGAGAACAUCUCUGAAACAUUUAGUUGGAGGCUGCUGUGGUUGGCUAACCGUAGAACUGGAUGGUGCAGCUCGUCCUGACACAAACGUGUGCCUCUUUGACUAAGAUGUAAAUUCCACUACAUGAAAUUUUGUGGGUAAAGAUAUUUAUGUUAUUUAUGGAAAGGAUACUGGAACAGUGACACUGACCUUUCCCUGACAGAUACUUGAAGUACUGUAUGCAUAUGAGAUUUGUUUUUAAAGAUGUUUUUUUCUACUAUGUGAAGCUGUUAUUAACAAUACCGUAUGGAUAGAAAUAAAGAU